AUGCUGUUCAACAAGCUCUUUAAAAAGAAAACGGAGCUGGAGGUGGACGUCUACUUGAUAAGAGACGAGCAGUGCACUCCUCAUAUGCUUGACUGCAAAUUGUACGUUAACAAGAGGGGGAAGGGAAGGGGGAGUGAUGACGAGGUGGUCAUAUGGAACAGCUCGAAGAAGCUUACUCUCAAUGAAGACUCGAUCCAUGACUUCAAGUACCAUGAGCUCGACAUGUGCCAAUUUAAAUACAUAAAAAAUGGACUAGUGGAGGAAUAUGGAUUGGUGUUUUCGAAGGUGGAAAACAUGUAUUAUUUUUUUAAGUAUAUUAUGCUGUCCUAUUUGAAGGGGAAUAUCGUUUUGUGUAGAAGGGUCAAUCUGUUUACGUAUGAGGAGCCGGUGAAGGUACCCUACAAGAAGGAUCAUCUGGGCCUGUUAACAUUUAACACGGCCAAGUGUGAACACCUGUUGGUUGUUCUCGCCCCAGAGAGGUCCCCUCUUGCAGAAGGGGAGCGUAGCCGGUUGGAUGUGGCAUGCCAGCACCUGUAUGAAGAACUCACCAUGGAAAAUGUGAGGGAGCUGUAUAAACGUAAUCGGGUCUUCCUCAUUUAUGUGUUGAAUUCAUUUAACGACCUUUAUCUGAGCAGGGAAUCCAUCGGGAUCCACGUCCACAGGUACUUGGUGAACAGCCUGUUCAGGUUCUUCGAGUACAAGGCACUGUACGAGGGCGGGGAUCGCUACGAGGAGUACUUCGCAGAGGGGUACUUCCCAGAGGAGGGAUCGCUCAAGAGGGAAGAACGAAACGUGGUGAUACUAGGAGAUCCAUCCCCAGGGACCGUUGAAGCCGCGGCCCAGGCAGACUCCUACCACGGCAUGGAGGCAAUCCAAAUUGUGGACGACGAAUUGGGGUCCUUGGAUAGGGCGGUGGAGGACGAAAUUGAGAUGGAGAGGAAGGGAGAAAAGAGGAGUGAAAAAAUGGGGAAGCAGAAGCGGGGGAAGCGCGCGAAGGGGAUGAAACCCUCGGAGGGGAAGAGACAAACGGAGGGGCAGACGCACACAGAGGGGCAGACACCCACAGAUGGACAAACAGACGAAGGACCCGAGAACGAACUUACCGCGCAGCUGCACCGGAUGAGCGAAAAAUUUCUCCUCAUUCUGGAGUCGGAGGACGUCUUCAUUGACCACAUCAGGGGGAUACUCAUCUACAGGCAGGACUUCCAAAAUGAUAUCGUCAGCAUCAAGAGGAACUUCGUAGAGACGCACGCGCGGGGGGCGGCGACAAUGGAAGUGGCUACAGGAGCGACUACAGGAGCGGCUACCGAAGUGGCUACCGAAGCGGUGGCGGCCCCGACUGACGCAGAGUUCCGCACGGGGGAGUCCAGCCCCAAGGGUGGGUUCGUCCUUCUCUCCGAGUCGGACGCAGCGGGGAAGUCUAACGCGGAUGAGAAAUCUAACGCGAGUGACACGUCUGACUUGUCCGACGUGACCAAGUUGGAUGGAGGGUACCCAAGACACAGGACGAGCGACACAGAUGGUAUGAAAUACAAAUUUGUGAAUACCAGCGGAAAGCUCUCCUUCGUGUUGAGGCAGAAUCACAUCCCACAGAGAAGGAAGCGAAAGGUGAAGCUAAACAGGAAAGGUUAUUCCUCAGAAAGAGAAAUAAACUACGACGACGUACGCAACGAUUUGAAUAUCUACACCUUUGACGAGUAUGGAAAGGAGAAAAAAAUCUACAACUCAGGUGAAGAAAUCUUCCGAUUUAAGAAUGAACAGUGUGUUCCGAAAAGCAUUCACCUAAAUGAUGAGCAAGGGAAUAAGAUACUCUUCCUUAACGAGAAGAAUGACAAACACUUAUUCAUUUUUGAUACAAAUAAAGAGAAGAUUGUAAAAAAGUGGGACACAGAAAUUGUCCCAAUAAGUGAGCUGAUCAAGAGGGAAGAAAACGUGUACUGUGGGUACAACAAAAAAAGUCUCUACUUUGUCGAUACGAGGGUUAAAUCCUGUGUACAGAAUGCACUGCUUUAUGGGAGAAGCACACCCGACAUUGAGCAAGCCACGGUGGACAACAAGGGCAGAAUUAUCUUAACCAAUGCUAAAGGCGAGAUUAAAUAUUAUGAUGGAAAAAUAAAUAAAGAUAAUGUCCUUAAGAAGAGCAAAAAUGUGCUUCUCUGUGCGAAUGACAUUGUUCAUUUGUGUACAACGUCCGAUGGAGUUUAUUCCAUUGUGACUUGCCAGAAAAGUGUCGUCAUAUGCGAGAAUUCCAUUCGAAGUUGUAGCCUUUUUGAUCGAGUCAUAAAAAGGGAGGAGCGUCUGGAACAGAACAAGUUUCUACUCCAAAUUCACUAUGUUGAUGUUUUUACAUACAAUCUGGGGGAUUACAAAUUUGAGAAGAGCACCGUGAGUAGUGAUAACUCUCUCGUGUUCACUUUGUCUGCCAAGUUUUACGUCGUUUGGAAUCUUAGGGAUGUCCUGAAUGGGAGCAUUUCCUAUGUCAUUAAGAAGGCCGCGGAGGAGAUUUCUGAUAUAUCCUACUUUAACUUUAGCGAUGUGCAGGGGGUCCUCGUCGCCACAGAGAACUCGCUCAAGUCGAAGAAGAUCACCAGCGUGGGGAAACUCCAAAUGGGUUAG
This is a messenger RNA of Plasmodium inui San Antonio 1, 2616 nucleotides long. RefSeq lists its product as hypothetical. Bases 1 to 2616 code for a protein of 871 amino acids. NCBI's taxonomy places the organism in Eukaryota, Apicomplexa, Aconoidasida, Haemosporida, Plasmodiidae. Gene Ontology annotation, cellular component: cytoplasm; nucleus. The record is from RefSeq and is a predicted model, not a curated record. The transcript has a single exon. Gene Ontology annotation, molecular function: protein binding.